AUGCCACCAAAAGCAGCGUCCUCUGCACGGGCACUUGAAGCAAUCCUACCUCUGAUCGCGGCAGGCCAGCCUUACGAGGCCCACCAGAAGGCUCGAACAUUUGCCUCGCGAUACAGCAAGUCGGCACAGUACGAUACUGCCAUUGACGUUCUCUUCCAAUCUGCGCGCGAGCUCCUCAAGAUCCGGCAGCAGGGAAGUGGGACCGAUCUCUCGGGUUUCCUGGUGGAUGUCUACGAGGCGAAGGGCGAAGCGGUGACAGAUGAGAGCCGGAGCCGCCUAACGCAGCUGAUUGCCCUCGCGGGCCCGGAUGGUGCAUGGCGUAAAACCAUCAUUGACAAGUCAAUCGCGUGGUCAGCCAAAGCCGGACCGCACCCAGCUGGUGAUCCCGACCUUCACCAUUAUGUUGGCGAGCUGCUAUACAAGGAGGGAUCGUUCGAUGCGGCAGAGUCGCAUUUCCUCAACGCUGGAAAGCGCGACAGCGCGCGUUCGCUCGCGGAGAUGUUUGUCGAAUGGGCAGGAGCAGAGGGUCCGAUCGGCCCAUUUGCGUUGCGCGGUACUCUCCCGUAUCUGCAGAACGGACACAUCCUCGCGGCACGGACGUUCAUCUGCCACCUCGUCUCGCAAUCCACUUCCAAGCGUCCAGACUUACUGUCGAGGCUUCAACCGGGUCCCAUCCCGAUCGGCAAGCCAUCCGACGGCGGCGAACAGGACGAGAUCAUCUUCACAAAGGAUUCGGCGCUCAACUUCUCCCAGCUCGCCGUUCGCGCAUGUCAGCGCGCCCAGGGCGAGAAGAACAAGCAGAUGCGCGAAGCCUGGGUCCGCUUGUGCGGAACGUACCAGAGCAAGGGUGGCGUCAUCGCCGAGCGCGAAGUCCGAAAGGCGCUUAUCGACCUCGCCGAGCUCUACUUCGCCAUCCCGCCGCCCCGCGGCGCCCAGCAAAACCCGUUGGGCGACAUGAUCUCGGCAAUGUUCGGUGGCGGGGGCGGCCCCGGUUCCGCCCCCACACGACGGGUCCUUGCGCCCGCGGCGCCGACAUCGACACCCGGGCUCGACUGA
Epithele typhae is the source of this 1056-nucleotide messenger RNA. RefSeq lists its product as uncharacterized. The record is from RefSeq and is a predicted model, not a curated record. Gene Ontology annotation, molecular function: protein binding. The transcript has 6 exons. Gene Ontology annotation, biological process: protein insertion into ER membrane. NCBI's taxonomy places the organism in Eukaryota, Fungi, Basidiomycota, Agaricomycetes, Polyporales, Epitheliaceae. The coding region runs from base 1 to 1056 and encodes 351 amino acids. Gene Ontology annotation, cellular component: cytosol.